AUGUUAGAACCGUUACCUCCGGAUCCGUACAAGGCACUCAACGUCCCUGCGGAUGCCCAAUUCGAUGUCAUCAAGAAGAGGUAUAGGGAGCUGGUGCUAAAAUGCCACCCAGACAAGUGCCCAGAGGCGGAAAAGGCGGCUGCGACCGACAGGUUCGCUGCCGUCCAGAACGCAUGGGAGAUUCUGGGAGACGCGAACAAGAGGCAAGACUACCACAAACUCGUCAAACAACAUAAGCUGGCCGAAGAGCUGGCGAGGAGUACUCGCCAGGCACCAACACCAGCAGGCGGCCGUGGGCCGUCAUCGAGCGGAUACUACGGAACAGGUACACAUACUUCAUCACCCCAGACACCUUAUGGAUUCUCCAGGAGCAGCUCGAGCAAGGCUCGCUACGAAUAUGAUUUCCACUACUCGUCAGAGCCGUCAUUCUAUGAAGCAGACCCACGGAGCGGCCCGUACGCCUCAAGGGAACCCCGCAGGCCCAGCUCCUGGGAUGAAGACCGCUCACGCGAGACGGAUCGAUCCGCUCGGGAUAGGGACAGGGAACGCGACAGGGAACGGGAACGGGAUCGCGGUAGGGGAAGCCCAUCAAAUCGUGAUUGGGACAAAGAGCGCGAUGAACGCGAUCGCGAAAGGACACGGGCCAUGAAGCGUGAUGAAGAAGAGCGCCAGCGAAAGUUGAGGAGUAAGGAUGCGAAACGUGAAGAGAAGGAACGGAUCAAGGAGAGCGAGAAGGCAGCCAGGAAGGAAGAGGCACGUAUACAAAGAGCAAAGGAAGAGGAGAAGCUGAAGAAGAAGGCGGAAGCAAAGCGAAAGGAAAAGGAACGGGUGAAACAAGAGAAGGAGGACGAAGAGAGGCGUGCCGCAAGAAAGCAGAAGCUGGAAGCGGAAUUGAACGCAUUGAAGGAAAAGAUGAAGAAGGCUUCUGUCGAAGACGAGGUUCGCCCAAAGAAGACAGCCGUAACAGAAGAUAUCCGCACCUUCCCCGACGACUUUCCCAGGAGCGAACGGGAGCACGAGCGACACAGCGAGAGGUCUAGGGACCGUGACAGCGGUCGCACAAAGGAGGAGCGGCGGUCAUCGCGUAGCGAGUCCAAACGGCAGAACUCCAAUCCUCGCCGGUCUGCCUAUGCCGAGGACGUACCUAGUCCGGCUCGAUCCUUUGAGGAUUCAGCCUUGACCAAGACCCAGACCCUAACGCCCAAGGCAAAGAAUAAUCUCAAUGCUGCGCUGGAUCACAUGAGGGGGAGCACGGGUAGGCCCACACAGUCACGAUCGCAUUCCUCCUAUGCAGACCAUGACAUACAUGGCUCUGUGGACUAUGGCCAUCAUCCCCCAAAGAUUCACAGAUCAGCCACCGACAAUAUCACCGGAGACUUUGGCUAUCGUGCUUCAAAGUUUCACCGAUCUGCCACCGAGAAGUUCUCAUCUCCGCGGCGAUCCUAUGAGCCCGAGUAUGACGAAUAUGUAAACGGUCACUAUUGCGAUGUCCCGGGGAAUCCAUUUGGCCGUGCAGUAUUUGCCAGCGUCGACACGCGGAAUCCGAAGACUUCCAGCUGGAAUAAUAUCGCGACCUCUAAAUUGCAAGAACCCGAGAUUGCAUCGUACAACUUUCAAGAGAGCAGCUCGAGAUAUCGCAGCCCACCCCAUCGCUACUGA
Molecule: messenger RNA, 1659 nt
Organism: Pyricularia pennisetigena
Lineage: Eukaryota; Fungi; Ascomycota; Sordariomycetes; Magnaporthales; Pyriculariaceae
Exons: 1
Coding region: 1-1659 (552 amino acids)
Biological process (GO): spliceosomal complex disassembly
Cellular component (GO): spliceosomal complex
Source: RefSeq, a predicted model, not a curated record